AUGAGAUUGUCGCAGCAUCCGUUGCACGGCAAUCUACUGCCGCCCGGCGUGUGCUUUACCUGCGACGUUUGCGGUAAAACCCUUUCCACGAAGCUCACCCUCAAACGGCACAAAGAGCAGCAACACUUUCAGCCCCUGAACAGCGCGGUCUGCGCGCUCUGCCACAAGGUGUUCAGGACGCUAAACAGUCUGAACAAUCACAAGAGCAUCUACCAUCUGCUCACCUCUAUGACGGGGCUGACCUUGAACUCUUUGAACACCCAGUCAGCGAAGAAGCUGUUCACCUGCCAGCUGUGCGGCAAGGUGCUAUGCAGCAAAGCAUCCCUGAAACGCCACGUUGCCGACAAGCACGCCGAGCGACAGGAGGAGUACAGAUGCGUCAUCUGCGAGCGGGUAUACUGCUCGCGUAACUCCUUGAUGACCCACAUAUAUACCUAUCAUAAGAGCAGGCCCGGCGACAUUGACAUUAAGUUCUUUUGA
Molecule: messenger RNA, 480 nt
Organism: Ceratina calcarata
Lineage: Eukaryota; Metazoa; Arthropoda; Insecta; Hymenoptera; Apidae
Product: zinc finger and BTB domain-containing protein 24-like
Exons: 2
Coding region: 1-480 (159 amino acids)
Biological process (GO): regulation of transcription by RNA polymerase II
Cellular component (GO): nucleus
Molecular function (GO): RNA polymerase II transcription regulatory region sequence-specific DNA binding; DNA-binding transcription factor activity, RNA polymerase II-specific
Source: RefSeq, a predicted model, not a curated record